Dreissena polymorpha is the source of this 3461-nucleotide messenger RNA. RefSeq names its product galactose-3-O-sulfotransferase 3-like. Gene Ontology annotation, biological process: glycolipid biosynthetic process. Gene Ontology annotation, cellular component: membrane. Gene Ontology annotation, molecular function: galactosylceramide sulfotransferase activity. The transcript has 3 exons. The record is from RefSeq and is a predicted model, not a curated record. Lineage: Eukaryota; Metazoa; Mollusca; Bivalvia; Myida; Dreissenidae. Bases 1831 to 3003 code for a protein of 390 amino acids.
AAUGUAACUUAACGCGACGACACUUCAUAGGGCAGUAUAACAUUCCAGAUCUUAAGAUAUGAUUUAGUGACUAUCGGUAAAUUAAAUUUGUUGGACAUCUUGACUUAUUUUUUUUGACAGAGUUGUGUCAGCUCACGCCUAAAGCCGUGUCUUCACCAACACUGUCGAUGGUAUAAUGUGUUUAAAUUGUGCAAUAUCAUAUACGGAAAUUAAUUCAGAAAAUGUAAAAUUAUUUGCAUUAGAAUCAAGUACAUACAACUGGAGCAGUGUUAACAUCUUUUCAGCAAACUUAUCAUAUUUCGUUCGUUUUAUUGGAGGGUAUAAGUUGUACAGUAUCAUAGCAGGAGAUUAAUUACGAGUAAUUAACCGAGUUAAAGCAGUCAUGUCUUGACUAACGUUGUGUUCUUGAUCUAUUAUAUAAAUGUGUUAAGGCAAAUUAAAUGUGCAGGAUCUUUCAUUCAACAGAAGGAUAUGUAUUACAUUACACGGCUAUAAUACUUUCAUCUUUGUGACUAAAAAAGGUGGCGGAUUGCAAUCAACGCUUCAAAUGGGGAGUGAAAAAACAACACAACAAACACAUGCAACAGUAGCAAAAUGAGAGACGCUAUUGAACAUAUAGCACAAACACGUUGCCAUAGGGAAAUCAUUCUGUUUCAACGAGGUUUUACGAUGUUGAUUACUUCUCUAUAAUAAUAUUAUCAAGGAGCAAUAACACGUCGACCUGCACUAGUAAAAGGGACCGUGAUAACUUGAAAACGCGUGAAUUUAAUUUUGUUAAAUACUAAUUCUAGAAGGAUUUAUCAGUACCAUUUGGGAUAAAGGCGAUGGCUAUCAUAUAUAAAAUACGACCGUGGAACUGUGUUAGCUUCGAAUAAACGUGCACAACGGAGAGGAGAUCAAUACUUAUUAUUUACAUAAUAACUGGGCUAUGUUCUUGCCAGCGACCGUGACAAUUGUAUUGAGUAAGAUCACGUGAAUAACUAAAAUCAAUAUCACGAUUUAUUGUCGAUUCUGGAGAGCAAAUUAAUUUGAUAUUUACUUUUAAUGUGAGUUUAUAAUUGAACUAUUUAACGGUAUUCGACGGUUUUAUUGAUGCAAUUGAAGAUAUUACCCGUGUUUCCCAAUGCAUUGUGCUGCUAACUUUAGUGGUAGUCACUGAAAUAGAAAAGUUAUUUUCUGUUUUUAAAAUAAGAUUUACUACGAUAACCGAUUCUGAUUAUGUAAAGUGUUCACAAACAUCGGCAUCAAAUUGAAAAAAAUAAUCGUAGUUAGCGCGUACGUUUUACGAUUUCGGAAUUUAAGUUAUUUGCGUAGGAAAUUCAUACAGUUUUGAUCUAAUUCUUGAAUAGUGUCAGCUUAACACAACAAUAAUAUAUUAUAUCUGGAAGCUCUAUUCCCAUGUCGAAAUGUUGUGCAUGUUCAAUUGGUUUUGGUAUUUAAAGUAUAUAACUGAAUUUAUCUAAUUCCAAUUUUUAUUCUUCACAAAAUUUGGAGCGGGAAUUAGAUAUCAAAGCAUGUUUUAAUUAUGAUGGGAAAUGGUUGUUGUAUAGUUUAAUAAGUUACCGCCCGGAUGAAUGUCAUUUUAAUACGGCUAGAUGUGGACUUCCGUGUAUAAAUGCAGAGAAGAGCCUGCUGUGUACUUCAAUAACAGCAAUCAAUCGGCACUGCAACUUUAUAAUUAAAGAUAGUCGUUUAGUGACGAUAUUCGUAAGAAGCAUAUGCUAAAAGGGAUCUGUGUAUGAUACAAAGACCAGAACACGCUGAGUGGGUUUUAGAUGUUUGGAGUUUCUGGGAACAUAUUUAAGGAAGAAUAACAUACGAAGACUGGAAAUGAAAUGGAAUUUAAGGUGUGUGCUGCUCGCAGCUUGCAUUAUGAUAAUUUUGUUGACGAGUCAUCAGUUCAUCUACGAUUACAAACAAUUCUCCCUCAACGAAAUCGACGCAUGGAUCGGACGCGCUGAACAAAACACGACACCAUUUUCCGAAUCGUUUCCGCUUCCGAGUGGCGUGCGCAUAUUCUCCGACGGAAGAGAAGUCCGCCAUAUUGCAUUCCUCAAAGUUCAUAAAGCGGCAAGUGGUACUGCAACAACUAUAUUUUUUCGGUUCGGAUCUGACCGAAAACUCAGUUUUCUGCGUCCAAAAUGGCUGAAUAUUGUAAGUUCCUCAGAGAGUAUUACUGACAGCCAGCUGAUCAAUCCUAACGACAAACCAUUUGAUAUUAUUACAAGUCACGUGAUUUAUAACCGGACGACUUUUGAACGUUAUUUGCAGAACGACACUGUAUACGUCGGUAUUAUCCGAGAGCCUUACAUACAGUUCAAGUCAAGUAUGAACUACAUGGCGCCGAAAUACGUGUACAAUAUUUCCAACGAAGAUCCCAUUCAACAAUAUCUCAGAGACCCGAUGAAAUACGAAGGUGAGCUUAAUCCGCGGCAGUCAUGGAUAAACAACAGACAGGCAGCCGAGUUUGGCACUCCAGAUGAAAUCAUAAAAAAGCGGAAUCUCACAGCUAUGGCGGAAUACGUCGCUAAACUGAGCAAAGAAUUCCAUCUAGUGAUUAUAGCGGAAUACUUUGACGAAUCUAUUGUGUUGAUGAAACGCAUGUUGAAUUGGAAAGUAACGGAUAUUCUUUACAGGCGGUUACACAUCCGAGGUUGGGACCGGGAAAUAACGUUCCCGCGCGCGCAUGACCGUCGGUUAUACCGGAAGUACGCUUUCGCUGAUUACGCAAUCUAUGACUUUUUCUAUCAGAAGCUUUGGAGACAAAUCUCCAACGCUGGCGAUGAUUUCUUUGCAGAAGUUCUCUAUUUUAAAGAAAUUCGAGAAGAAAUGGACGAUUUCUGCAAAGUGUACCCCAAUAUCACGGACACCGUAACACUACGAGCCAGUGAAUGGUCCCCGGAAAUCUUCGUGGAUAAGGAACUGUGUCGUAAAAUAUACUGGGAAGAAGAAGAUUGGGUGAAAUAUAUAAACUCUGACCUAUACUCGUACAAGAAAAGUUGACAAGUGCGUGUCCCUUAGUAUUUGACGAAGGGGAAUGAACAUAUUGAUACAUUUUUGGCUGUUUUGAUUUUAAUUGCCACUUGUUACAGUAAGUUUCUAUGUUGGUUAACAUCUUUUGUUGUGCAAAUGUGGAGGCUGCAACAGUUGUUAUUUGAUUCGAAAAAUGAACUAGGAUCUCGUUGCAUAGUCCUUAUUCGCGAAUUAAUUCUUGAAGAAAAUGUUGCUUUUAUUUUCCAUUAACUUAAGAAAUGUACGUUUUAUUUUUCUGAAAAAAGAUUAUAUCACAUGUGUUUAUCUUGAUUAUGGCAAAGGAACUGUUCUUAUUUGGUAUAAGAAAAUACGAUUUAAUUGUGAAAACACUAUUUUUUAGGUGGCAGUAAAAAGAUUUCCUGUUAUUGUUGCUUAAUUCUAUGCAUGUGUGACAUAAAAUCGACAGGACAUAAAAUAUUAAACAAAGA